AUGUGUAGUAAAGUUGACAAUUGCUCCUCAAAAUUGGAAAGCAUUGAUGGUGAACUGUCAAAGAUAGAAGAAAAAUUAUCAAAUUUUGACGAAUGCAGAAAGAGAACGUUUAGUUUACUAGAAUUACAACUAGAAUCCCUUCAGUCUGUACUUCAAAAUGCUGAUAGUGAUACGGAUAUCAAGCAACACACCAGUUUAUUUGUAUCAACCGUAAAGUCGAAAUUGUCAGAUUACAUAAAAGCUCACCGUGAUAUUCACCUUCCCAUUUCGAAAUUCGGAAAACUUGUGGACAAGAGUUUUGUUGACGAACUUUCUCAUCUUACUACCUAUUUUACAAAUCAUGAGAAGAAAGAAUCUAAAACCACCAAAUCUAUAAUAAAACCUGUAUUAAAAACAUCAUCGCUAUACAAAGAUUCUCUGUCAUCCAAAUCUCCAGAUGAUCUCUUACGGUUAGUUAUCAUCGAACACUUACUUCGUGAAGGCCACGAAUCUCUGGCCGUUGACCUAAUGCAUAAUUUCGGUUUUACUCAGGAAGAUAUAGGAUUAGAAAAGUUUAAGGAGCUAAGUGAUCUGGUUUCAUCUACACAACGAGGAGAGCUAGAUCCAGCGAGAAAAUGGCUAUCAAAUAAUCGAGAGGAACUUGGAGAUAAGGCAAAACAGUUAGAAUAUUGUCUAGCCAAACUUGAUUUUUUGUCGACAAUACAAAAAGAACCUGUGGAUCCAGCCGCUGUGAUUCAAAGUGCUCGUCAGCUGGUUCCUUUUGCAUCUGAUUACUCUUCAGAUUUUGAACAUCUUAUGGGGAGUCUUGUUUUUAUUGGACGUAGUCUUGAGGAUACUCCGUAUGCUGACUUGGCCUUGCCAACCAGCCCCACAAAAAUGUCUUCUGAAAGCUCCCAAGUAAAUAAAACUUCUGAAGAUGUUUUUAUGAUGGAUGGUGAAUAUUCUCUCUCAGUGUCACCUGUAACAACUAAACACAAAACAGAUGGUAGCAAUGCUUUGACAGAAGCGGCAAAUUUGUUUAAGGCUUCAUGUUGUUAUCACUUAAAUUUAUCAGAUACUGAUCCACUACUCACUGCAUUUUCCUCCGGAUGUCGUGUACUUACUCGGCUUCAUUCGUUACAACGUGCAAUCGCUUGCCUCAGUAAGUACAGUUCAUUGGAUGGUGACAUGUUACCAAUUGCUGUUAAACUGGAUCCCAGCGCACACCGCCAUAAUAUCUUCCACUGUCCUGUUAUCAAAGAAGUAAUCUCUGAGUCGAAUGAUGGCGCUAUUGGAGGUGGCCCUGUACGCUUAACGUGUGGUCAUGCGAUAUCACGAGAUGCAUUCAACUCUUUGGCUAGUGGAGAUAGAAGUCGAAUGAAAUGUCCUUACUGUCCUGUGGAGACGUUUAAAAACCAAGUAUUGGAUCUGAUAUUCUAA
This is a messenger RNA of Schistosoma curassoni, 1419 nucleotides long. The record is from the annotation of a GenBank genome assembly. Lineage: Eukaryota; Metazoa; Platyhelminthes; Trematoda; Strigeidida; Schistosomatidae.